UAAUUGCCAUACGCCAUAAAAACGUCGCUACGGAAGGAACCGUACCCUUUCCGCCCUUAGCUUUCCUCUUUCGCCGUUCCUUCCACGGACCGCGUGAGGAAAAGGCGGCGCGGCGCCCCAGUAAUUCCUACAAAGGUGCGCUGCCUCAGCUUCUAGGUCUUGCUUCAUGGCCUCCAAACGGAUAUUGAAGGAGCUCAAGGAUCUCCAGAAGGAUCCUCCCACUUCCUGCAGCGCAGGUCCUGUAGCAGAAGACAUGUUUCACUGGCAAGCAACAAUAAUGGGUCCUCCAGACAGUCCCUAUGCUGGAGGUGUUUUCCUUGUGACUAUCCACUUUCCUCCUGACUAUCCAUUUAAACCUCCUAAGGUUGCAUUCAGGACAAAGGUCUUCCAUCCAAACAUUAACAGCAACGGCAGCAUUUGCCUUGACAUUUUGAAGGAGCAGUGGAGUCCGGCUUUGACCAUUUCCAAGGUACUGCUGUCUAUCUGUUCUUUGCUGACAGAUCCAAACCCAGAUGAUCCUUUGGUCCCAGAGAUCGCACACAUGUAUAAGACUGACCGGACCAAGUAUGAAACUACUGCGAGAAGCUGGACCCAAAAGUAUGCUAUGGGCUAGUAAUUUGGUUCAGGCUGCCUCCUGGCUUAGACUUCCAUUCACUCGUAUCCACUAGAAUGAAAUGAUUGUGUAUGCAACAGCGCCUGUUAUCUCCUCAGUGAGGAUUACAAAUCUACUCUCUAUGAACAGGAAUUUUAAUUACAAAAAACCUGUUGCUAAAUAUGCGUUACAAUUCUUGCUACAACAUAUAGGAACAUGCUUUCUUUA
Molecule: messenger RNA, 820 nt
Organism: Zingiber officinale
Lineage: Eukaryota; Viridiplantae; Streptophyta; Magnoliopsida; Zingiberales; Zingiberaceae
Product: ubiquitin-conjugating enzyme E2-17 kDa-like
Exons: 5
Coding region: 167-613 (148 amino acids)
Biological process (GO): protein polyubiquitination
Cellular component (GO): nucleus
Molecular function (GO): ubiquitin conjugating enzyme activity
Source: RefSeq, a predicted model, not a curated record